AUGGCGAAUGUGAUGCUAACGAGCGAGGCAGCCAAAGACCCGAAUAAGCCCUUUGCACUGCGUGUAGAGGACGUCUGUACAAAGUUUGAUGAGCUCGUAUCCGAGUGUUUAACACUUGUGCAGUCGGAGGAGCAAUUCCCUAAUCGAGAAGGUGAAGAGACGACGAGUAGGGAGGAUCAGGUUGUCAAGAAGCUCGAGCAGUUUAAUUCCGUAUGCGACGAGCUCUAUAAGGAAAUUCUUCGACGGAAAGAAAAGCUGCUGAAUUUGAUGGAAAAAAACCCAAAGAACGUGGAUCUACAUCGUCAGAUCCAGACUGCAGGCAAUUUGGCCCAAGUGGUGGGCGACUUUCGACAUUUUCUAGAGACAGGAAGUAACAUUUCCCAAGCAGCUCAAUUGCAGCAUCAAUUGAAAGAGUAA
Peronospora belbahrii is the source of this 417-nucleotide messenger RNA. Lineage: Eukaryota; Oomycota; Peronosporomycetes; Peronosporales; Peronosporaceae. The record is from the annotation of a GenBank genome assembly.